This is a messenger RNA of Ipomoea nil (Japanese morning glory), 1064 nucleotides long. RefSeq names its product WEB family protein At3g51220. The transcript has a single exon. Lineage: Eukaryota; Viridiplantae; Streptophyta; Magnoliopsida; Solanales; Convolvulaceae. The record is from RefSeq and is a predicted model, not a curated record. The coding region runs from base 173 to 868 and encodes 231 amino acids.
UGAAGUAUAAGCUAAGGAAACUCAACACCAUAUCCGAUGAUAUAUCAUCCCAUAAUACUGUCUCUUCAUUCUCCCUAGCUAUAACCUGCAUUGCUCUCAUCUCAUCUAGCUAUCUCGGUCUUCUUAGCUAGCUUUUCCAUCAAAAUUUAAUUAAUUAAACCAUAUAUAUAUCAUGGAAGCAGAUUCUGCAGAAAAUCAAGAACCCAUCAUUAUUCUCCCCUCCGCCGCCGUAGACUACCGGGCCAACGUGGAUACCUCGCGCCCUUUCCGGUCGGUGAAAGAAGCGGUGGCGAUUUUCGGGGAGCGGUUCUUGGCCGGAGAAGUCUACUCACAGUCCUCCUCGUCUAAGCCUCCCUUCGCGUUCCCCAAGCAUGAAACGCCGUGCUAUUACUCCCCGACUACAAAAUCCCACGACGUAGUUUCUGCGGCGGCGGCGGAGGAGGAGGAGGAGGAGUCGGCGGUGGCGUACACGCUGAGGAAACUGGAGGCGGAGCUGGAGGAGACGAAGGCGGAGCUGAAGCAGCUGAGGGAGAGGGAAUCGGAGACGGAAAUCGCGCUGGCGUCGUUGAACGCCGAGCUUCACAAGAAUAUGUCGAAGCUGGCUCAAGCGGAGGCGGCUUCGGCGGCAAAAGCGGCGGCGGCGGCGGAUGCGAGGUCAAUCUGCGCCGGCGCCGGCGCCGGCGAGAUCAUCAAGAAACCGAGUUUGGCGGAUGUAUUGAGAGGCGGUGAUAGGAAGAAGAAGAUGAUGGCGAAGAAGAAGCCGAUAAUUCCACUUGUGGGGGAUUUGUUUACGAGGAAGAAAGGGUCGUCGUCGCCGAUUGCGAUGAACAAUCCUCUCUUUUCAUCUUCUCAUGCAUGGUUUAAUUGAAUUGAUAUGAUGAAACCUCAACCCCCAUGCAUGCAUGCAUGCAUGAAUAAUUUAAAUACUAAAUUCAAAUUGUUUUUUUUUAAUGAUAUGUGAGCAAAAUUAAACCCCAUAAUUUUGUACCAUUUGUAUUCCAAUUACCUUAUGUUAAUGUGCAUGACUUUUUAUAAUGAUGAUAGAUAUGAUGCUUGUGCCCGCA